Diaporthe batatas is the source of this 2021-nucleotide messenger RNA. RefSeq lists its product as uncharacterized. Lineage: Eukaryota; Fungi; Ascomycota; Sordariomycetes; Diaporthales; Diaporthaceae. The record is from RefSeq and is a predicted model, not a curated record. Gene Ontology annotation, biological process: mitochondrion organization; lipid homeostasis. The transcript has 3 exons. Gene Ontology annotation, cellular component: mitochondrial inner membrane. The coding region runs from base 114 to 1886 and encodes 590 amino acids.
CGCCAAUCAACUCUAACCAGUUCUUUUCCCUUCCACUUAUUCCAUGAUGACGAGCUGAAGUCCUGUUUACUGCAUCCCAGCCUUGCUUUGACAAACAUGCAACAUUCUCGAGCAUGAACACCUCAAUCUCGUCGGCGUUCCUCCGGCGCGUCUCCGCCAGCCCGGCGCAAUGGACAUGCACGUCAUGCCGUAGCUCACUGACAAAGACGGCCCCGAGCCAGUCGUCCAUGCGUCGACAACUUGCCGCUGGGAAGAGAUUCCAAUCCAACAGCUCAACGAAACGGCGCACGAAGCCGACAAGGAAACUUGUCUUGUACGCCGGAGGCGCGGCUGGAGUAGGUCUCUUGACCGUGGCAGACGACAUCAAAGGUACAUACGAAGGCGCAGAGAGAGCAGGGAGAGUGGCAUCUGCCCUAUUCAUUUGUAUAAAUGACUACCGAACAACGUUGAACCAGAGGGAUCAGAUCCAAGAUGAGGAGGAGAAGAGCUCGCUGCUGAAGAGCUGCCACAAGAGGAGUGCCGAGAGGACAUUGAGGGUCCUGGAGAAGAAUGGCGGGAUAUUCAUCAAGCUGGGGCAGCACCUGAGUGCCAUGAACUACCUCCUACCAACCGAAUGGACGACGACAUUCAUACCCUUACAAGACAAGUGCCCGGUGUCCUCAAUCGAGUCGAUCGAGGAGAUGUUCAAAAAAGACACGGGAGAGGACCUGUCCGACUACUUUUCCGAAUUCUCCCGCGAGCCGAUCGGGGCAGCUUCCCUGGCUCAGGUACACUUGGCCACCAUCAAGGAGACGGGUCAGAGGGUCGCAGUCAAGGUGCAACAUCCAGCCCUGGCGAGUUGGGCACCCCUUGAUCUGGCCUUGACGAGGUUCACCUUCACAACCUUGAAGAGGUUUUUCCCGGAGUACGAUCUAGAAUGGCUGUCCAAGGAGAUGGAUGCGUCGUUGCCCCAGGAACUCAACUUCCAGUGUGAGGCCGACAACGCGAUGCGCACGAAGGCCUAUUUCGCCAAGUUCCCGAAUAUACCGCUCGUUAUCCCCUCGGUCAUCUGGGCGAAGAAGCGGAUCCUCGUGAUGGCCUGCGAAUCUGGCCACCGGCUGGACGACCUGGAGUAUCUCGACUCUCAAGGCAUCGACCGCGACGAGGUGUCGGCGACUUUGGCCCAUAUAUUCAAUGAGAUGAUCUUCGGCGAAGGCGCACCGCUCCAUUGCGAUCCGCACGGCGGCAACAUCUCCAUCCGCAAGAACGACUCGCGGCGGUAUGGCGCCAACUUCGACGUGAUCUUGUACGACCAUGGGCUCUAUCGCGAUAUCGAGACCAGCAUGCGCCGGUCGUACGCCAAGAUGUGGCUGGCACUCUUGGACGGCGAUAUGGAGCGCAUGAAGGAGCACACCAAAGACGUGGCCGGCAUCACAGACGAGCAGUUUCCCCUGUUCGCAUCCGCCAUCACGGGCCGCGACUUCACGGUUGUCCAGUCAUCCAUCAUGAAGCCCAAGUCGCCCGAUGAGCAGAAGACCAUGUCCAGCGCUCUUCAGGAGGGCCUGCUCGAGGACCUCAUCCAGCUGCUGGGUCAGGUGCCGAGGAUCAUCCUCCUGAUCCUCAAGACCAAUGACCUCACCCGCAGCCUCGACGAGAGCCUGCACACGCGGCAGGGGCCGAUCAGGAACUUCCUCAUCCUUGCCAGGUACUGUAUGAGGACGGUGUUCAACGAGCAGAUGGAGCAAAUCAGACAUCAUGGGUCGUACCUGUGGCCGCCCAACACGCUGAGGUUGAUCGCCGCGUCGCUGGGCUUCCUCCGCGUCGAGGUCAAGCUCAAGGCAUUUGAGUUGUGGCUCAUGGUGAAGAGAAUGGCAGGACUCAGCACGACGAACAUGAUGGGGAUGUGAUCGUCUCGGGAUGGUGGUACAUUUUCUGAUUGCGAUACAAUAUAGAUUCACGAUACCUUGCAUGGGUCCUGGUAGAGGGCGAUGGUGCAUAUUUUUACAUAGGGUGAAUAGACAAAUUGUACUUGUUUCCGAGCG